Rhea pennata is the source of this 2846-nucleotide messenger RNA. It is a transcript of the gene OSBPL7, whose product is annotated as oxysterol binding protein like 7. The record is from RefSeq and is a predicted model, not a curated record. Gene Ontology annotation, cellular component: cytosol; intracellular membrane-bounded organelle; membrane. Bases 162 to 2837 code for a protein of 891 amino acids. Gene Ontology annotation, molecular function: cholesterol binding. Lineage: Eukaryota; Metazoa; Chordata; Aves; Rheiformes; Rheidae. The transcript is spliced from 22 exons.
UCCUGCAGCCGCCGGGCAGGAUGCGACCGGCCCCGGCGAGCCUCCCGCUGCCCGCACAGAGGGUCCCACCGCCCGGGCCGUGACGGCCCGGCUCCGACCCGCCAGGCGAGCCCCCGCGUCCCGGCCCCGCGGACCUCCCCAGCCCCCUCCGCUCGCCGGCCAUGGGCAGCCACGAGAAGGACCCGGCUUCUCCGAGAAGGGCCCCGUCGCGCUCCAACAGCACCGUGUCCUCCAAGCACAGCAGCGUGCAGCAGCAGGGCUCGGAGAGCUGGGAGCUGGUGGACGACCUGCGCGCCCGGGGCAGCCCGGGCCAGGAGCCGGAGCGGCACGAGGGAUACCUGCUCAAGAAGAGGAAAUGGCCUCUGAAGGGCUGGCACAAGAGGUACUUUGUGCUGGAAAAGGGCGUCCUGAAGUAUGCCACGACACCCCAGGACGUCCUCAAGGGCAAACUGCAUGGCUCUAUUGACGUCCGUCAGUCUGUCAUGUCUGUCAACAAGAAGGCGCAGCGAGUAGACCUGGACACGGAGGAGAACAUCUACCACCUCAAGAUCAAGUCGCCGGAGGUCUUCAGCAGCUGGGUGAGCAGCCUCUGCUCCCAUCACCAGGGCGAGAGGCCCGACCCCCUCGCCGGCCCCAGGGGGGGUCCUGCGGGACGAACCCCCGCCACGUCGCAGGGCUCCUGGACCCGGAUGCUGCCCUCCGGCAGCGCCCCGGCCCUCUCCGCCCUCGCCAGCUCCCGGGACAAGGUGAGCGCGUGGCUGAAGGACAGCGAGGGGCUGGAGCGCUGCUCGGCAGAGCUGUCCGAGUGCCAGGCGAAGCUGCAGGAGCUCAACGGCAUGUUGCAGAGCCUGGAGUCCCUGCACCGCAUCCCCUCGGCCCCCCUCAUCUCCCACAGCCAGCCCUCGGCCGCCACGGAGAGGCCCAAAAAGGGGAAGCGGACCACCAAGAUCUGGUGCACCCAGAGCUUCGCCAAGGACGACACCAUCGGCAGGGUGGGCCGCCUGCACGGCUCGGUGCCCAACCUCUCGCGCUACCUGGAGCCGUGUCAGAGCCCGCUGCCCUUCAGCCUCCCGCCCGAGUACAGCCAGCUGCAGAGGAGCUUCUGGACCCUGGCCCAGAAAGUGCACGGCUCGCUCAGCAGCGUGGUGGCCGCGCUCACGGCCGAGAGGGCCCGCCUGGAGGAGACGCGGCGGGUGCUGGACCUCCAGCGCGCUGUCCCCUGCCCGGGCGGCACCAGGAACGCCGGGGCUGCUCUGCCGAGCCUGGAGCCCCGGGAUGGCCUGCGCCGCUUCCACUCCCUCUCCGUCUCCUCCGACACCACCCUGGACUCCUUCGCCUCGCUGCACCCCGACGAGCCGGACGCGCUGCCGGCCAAGGGCCGCGAGCAGCAGCUCUCGAACCGCAGCAUCGUCUCGCUGGCCGACUCGCACACCGAGUUCUUCGACGCCUGCGAGGUCUUCCUCUCCGCCAGCUCCUCCGAGAACGAGGCCUCGGAUGACGAGUCGUGUGCCAGCGAGGCCGCCAACAGCAUCGCCGAGGACACGGGGGCCGCCUGCUUCCAGAGAGGUACCGGCCGCGGGGGCGAAGGGGGCGGCGGGGCGGGAGCGGCGCCCCCACCCACUGCCCCGUGUCCCGCAGCAGGAGCAGCGGAGCCGGAGCUGCCGCCCCUGCAGCUGCCGGGGCCGGGGGCCCCGCGCCGGAGCUGCCUGCCGGCGCCCCACGUGCACGCGGGCGACGUCAGCCUCUGGAACAUCCUGCGCAACAACAUCGGCAAGGACCUGUCCAAGGUGUCGAUGCCGGUGCAGCUCAACGAGCCCCUCAACACGCUGCAGCGCCUCUGCGAGGAGCUCGAGUACAGCGGGCUGCUGGACCGCGCCAGCCGCUGCCCCGACCCCUGCCAGCGCCUGGUCUACGUGGCGGCUUUCGCCGUCUCCGCCUACGCGUCCACCUACUACCGGGCGAGCAGCAAACCCUUCAACCCGGUGCUGGGCGAGACCUACGAGUGCGUGCGGCCGGAGCGCGGCUUCCGCUUCGUCAGCGAGCAGGUUUGCCACCACCCGCCCGUCUCCGCCUGCCACGCCGAGUCUGACAACUUCGUCUUCUGGCAAGACAUGAAGUGGAAGAACAAAUUCUGGGGCAAAUCCUUGGAGAUCGUCCCCAUGGGCACGGUGAACGUCCGGCUGCCCAGGUCCGGGGACCACUUCGAGUGGAACAAGGUGACCACCUGCAUCCACAACGUGCUCAGCGGCCCGCGCUGGAUCGAGCACUACGGCGAGGUGCUCAUCCGCAACGCCCGCGACGCCUCCUACCACUGCAAGAUCACCUUCUGCAAGGCGCGGUACUGGGGCUCCGGCGUGAACGAGGUGCAGGGCGCCGUGCUGAGCCGCAGCGGGAAGGUGGUGGAGCGCCUCGCCGGCAAGUGGCACGAGGGGCUCUUCCGCGGCCCGGCCGCGGGCGGCCAGUGCGUCUGGAGAGCCAACCCCAUGCCCCGCGACCACGAGAGGAACUACGGCUUCACCCAGUUCGCCCUGGAGCUGAACGAGCUGACGCCCGAGCUCAGGCGGGUCCUGCCCGCCACGGACACGCGCCUGCGCCCGGACCAGCGGUACCUGGAGGAGGGCAACGUGCCGGCGGCCGAGGCGCAGAAGCGCCAGAUCGAGCAGCUGCAGCGGGACCGGCGCCGAGUCAUGGAGGAGAACAACAUCACGCACCAGGCCCGCUUCUUCAGGCGGCUCACGGACGCCGGCGGCAAGGAGUCCUGGGUCACCAACAACACGUACUGGAAGCUGCGCCUGGACCCCGGCUUCGCCCACCUCGACAGCGCCGUGCUCUGGUAGCCCGGGGGG